This is a messenger RNA of Oncorhynchus gorbuscha (pink salmon), 887 nucleotides long. RefSeq names its product phosphatidylinositol 4-kinase type 2-beta-like. NCBI's taxonomy places the organism in Eukaryota, Metazoa, Chordata, Actinopteri, Salmoniformes, Salmonidae. Gene Ontology annotation, cellular component: plasma membrane; endosome; lysosomal membrane. The record is from RefSeq and is a predicted model, not a curated record. Gene Ontology annotation, molecular function: 1-phosphatidylinositol 4-kinase activity. The coding region runs from base 198 to 887 and encodes 229 amino acids. The transcript has 4 exons. Gene Ontology annotation, biological process: Golgi organization; endosome organization; phosphatidylinositol phosphate biosynthetic process.
UGGCUGAUGUGGACAAUUUAUUAACGGGUGAAAUAAUCUCCCGCUAAGUAACUAGCGACUAUCGAGCAAGCCGGUGUCAAAGAAAUAAACAUUGUUUUUUUUUUACCAAUGGAGCGAUGAAAAUAUGUAGCGUUUGAACUAAACAAUUUUUUAAACAUUUGUAAGAUUUGUAAUAAAAAAUAAAUAAGCGAUCAACAAUGAUGUCGGAAUGCGAACCAAACGAGACCGAUCCGGUGGUGGCGGAUGACAUAGCCCCGGUAACCGCCUCCGCCGCCGCUGCUGCUUCUACCACGGAUCUCAACUUUCGGUCACAGGAGCCGCUGUCGACGUUGUUCGAUAGAAACACAGUCGGGUCUGGGACAAACCCCGGGGUCGCGAUUCGGAUCUCGGGUUCGUGUGAAAGUGUUCUUACCGAAUUGGAGACGGACGGUUCUGGGGAAGAGACUCUGUUGUUACCGUGUUUAUCCGGAGGCGCGUCGUCACCUCGGGGCGAGAGGCGGAAGAGGACGAGGCGGAACCGACGGAGUUCAUCGUCGGAUAAAGAUAACCUUACCUCGCCAGGUAACGGUAGUGGAGACUUUAACCAUUUCCCCGGUGACCCAGAGUUUGGUGACAUCAUUCAGAGGGCGGAGCAGGCCAUCGAGGGCGGAGUCUUCCCAGAGAGAAUCUCUCAGGGUUCUAGCGGGAGUUACUUCGUUAAAGACUCCAAAGGGAAAAUCCUUGGUGUUUUCAAACCAAAGUCUGAAGAGCCUUACGGUCACCUCAACCCUAAAUGGACCAAAUACUUUCACAAGCUGUGCUGUCCGUGUUGUUUUGGCCGUGGCUGCCUGAUCCCCAACCAGGGCUAUCUCUCAGAGGUUGCUGCCUCCUCGUUGAUACCAGGCUAG